This is a messenger RNA of Wasmannia auropunctata (little fire ant), 5779 nucleotides long. RefSeq names its product protein BCL9 homolog (gene lgs). The record is from RefSeq and is a predicted model, not a curated record. Bases 31 to 3804 code for a protein of 1257 amino acids. Lineage: Eukaryota; Metazoa; Arthropoda; Insecta; Hymenoptera; Formicidae. The transcript has 8 exons.
AGAAAAAUUUCAAGUAGUCUCGACGGAUAGAUGGACAAAAUUCGGCGACGGUCAGGUUAUGCCCAGGACAACAAUAAAAACCAUGUGUGUCUCUUUAAAUCCAUGAAAACCGAAAAGAAGCCCAACGAGCCCAGCUGUUGUCCUCCUACUACGGUUGUCAAGGAUGAGCCUGACGCCGACCCUGUCAAGAUCAAGGAAGAAGGCACGGGUGGGAAUAACGACGAUGCGACUGGGGAGGACACCUCCGAGUGUCCCAGAGAUUCCUGCCUGGAUCCGUCUAACGGCGACGGUACGAUGUCCGGGGAGAAUCAGAACGCUAACGGGAAUCAGCCCAUCUUGAAUUCGGUGAAGCAAGAGGGAGACCCCAACAAUCCCACUGACGAUCUACCUGAUUAUAGUGGAAAUGUUAUUACAGCGGACAGCAUUCAACCACUCGUUAGUAAUGUUGUGGGAAAACAGAUGGGAACUAGUACGAGCAGCGGGGAGGCUCAAUACAUGCAACAGCAGAGUCAAAUUUUUGUAUUUUCUACGGCGUUGGCGAAUAAGGCCGCAGAGGCGGUGUUGAGAAGCGAAUAUUCCUCGAUCAUCGCUUAUCAUUGUGCACAACCAGGCACUAAAAAAUAUUUGGAGAAACAUCCAAAUAAAGUAAAUCAAUUUCGACAAAAUCCUGCUCAAUGGUUAAAUAAUCUUGCUAUGAUGAAACAGAAAGGCCAUCAGGGAAAUGCGAAUAAUACUUUCCCGACUGAACAACCCCCGGAUUUACCAGCACUAGAUCCAAGUGCUCCACAAUUUUGGAACGAACAACCUAACUUGCGAAACAUAAACGGCGGAAACUCCCUCGGUAAUUCUGAGCCAUCAUUGGAUGAUGGAAACAUAGACGUGCCUUGCCUUGUGCCGAAUUCACCUGGUAAUUCAGCCAACCCUCAACCCGCUAAUAACGCUACCAUGGGCCACAGUCCAAAUUUGAUAGGUGGCACAACGAGCCCAGGUCCCGGAGGUUUACAACCAUCUCUCCAAGGUGUCAAAGUUCCAGACGAAAACUUGACGCCGAAACAAAGGCAGCACAGAGAGGUCCAACUGGCGACCUUACGGAAAAUGCAAAUGAUAUUAUUUCCCGGCCACAAGGAGGAACCUGGCAAUGCUUUAACAGAUACGACGCAAGGCACGACGUCAUGUCCUCCUACGAAUGUUCCUCCCGUUGGUGUUCCAAAUCAAUGUUCUCCGUCUAUGGACUGGCACAAAUUGCAGCAUCAAUUUCUCGAUGGAAAAAAUAAGGCAACUGUCGGUAAUCCGGGUGCGGUACCAUUGCGCGGUGCUAAUAUGGUCGGAGUGCCGCGAAGUCAAGGCCCGCCGCCACCGUAUCAUCAAACGACUCGAUCCGCCAGCGUGCCGAUCGCGAUUCAGAGUCCAAAUCCGUCGUCGCCCAACAAUCCGACCAGCAAUCUAUCGCUCCCAUCGCCGCGCGCAAGUUCUGCUCUGAAUUCACCGGCGGACUGCAACAGGCAGUUCCAGCUCGGUAAUCAGAGGACCAGCCAUCUGCCGGGGCAAAGCCCGACAAGCCAGGACUCACCGAACCCGACGGUUGCCACGGCGGCCACGGCAGCCGUUUCAACGACGCGAUUGAACCACAGCAAUCCAGGAACACCAGUCUCUCAUUCCCAUAUUGCUGCUCUCAGUCCUAGUGGUACUACUGCUCAAAAGGAUGCUUCCCUCGAUUUUCCUACCAAUCAACAACCAAACGUGGACGGUAUGUUUUGCCGAACGCUACAAUCCUUAGCUCAACAAAAGCAACAUGCUGGAAACGUUAAUCCAUCGGCCGUGAAAGAGGCAAAUUUAAUGCCAGUACCGAGUCCUCAUCAACUCCAAUAUCUUAGCACAUUCGAAGGGCAGGAACUGACCAUUCAAAAACAACCUAAUACGAGUCUAAAGGAUGGCAAUUCAUCUACAAAUACCGGCAAUUCCUCGGAGAUGCCCAACAGAAUCUUGCCAGGAAGUCUAGAUAGCAACAGUCAAUUCCCUACUAGAUCAGAGGGCGCGAGUCCUGUACAGAUGGACAGCAUGAACCGAGGCUUCGCCGGUUCCCUGCACAGUCCUCACACGCCGCACACACCGCACACGCCGGGUAGCGCCGCGCCGCACACUCCAGCGGAUCCCGCGAAACCGGGCAACAAGUCCAGCGCAAGUGCGCAAAGUAGUCCAACGCCGCACAACACCAGCAUACCCGACAGCAUGGGGCCACCGCGAACGGUACCGGCAUCGCCUACCAUGAAACCCGACACAUCACCACCGUCCGCAAAAGAUGUUCAGCAGCAGCAACAGCAAACGCAGUCGCAGCAGCAACCGCAGCAACAGCAGCAGCAGCAGCCUCCGCAACAGCAGCCUACGGUGGUGAAUCCGAACAAUUCAGGCGGCACGACGGUGGUGCCGUCAAUGAGCGGUGGUCCCCCCGGUGCCGCUUCCUUCCCCUGUGGCAGACCGUCCAUAAACGUGAGUCAACCAUCUGACAACGUGCCUCUUAACCCCAACAACAUUGGCGGUCGACUAGGCGGCUUGAACACCAUGGGUACGAAUUUCGAUCCGAUAACGUCCCUGGCGCAGAUGAGCCAGCAGCUCACGAACACGGCGGCGAGCAAUUCGCUGGGCAACGAGCCCAUGCAUUCCGGCAAUGCCGUUGGCAUGAUGCCGUUUGGCAAUCCGCACGCCGGCAUGCAUAUGAUGCAGAUGGGCGGCGAAAUGAAUGGGAGCUGUCAUAUGGGUGCAGCUAGCGGUGAACCCGGCAAUGAGGUCGGCGGAAUGUGCAUGGGUCUCGCGGGUCCACCGACGAGCUACAGCCCCACCACUUCGCACACAGGAAGCCCCGGCGGUGUUCCCAGCAAGAUGGGACACCCCGCCAUAAUGGGCGGUCACGGAAUGAUGGGCGGCCACUCGGGCGUCGGUCCUGGCGGCGCUGCUUACCCUGGCGGUGAUCCCGGACACGCGCCUCCGCCAAGAUUGAUAACGGGCCACGGAGUUGCUGGGCCCAGUCCCUACAACGGCGCAAACGUUCAAGUAAAACCGAACGCGCCCAACACUAUACAGUACUUGCCGGCCAGGCCAAACGUCGGCCACGCGCCCCGGGGUCCACCCAGUCUGGAUUUUCUUCCGCGAUUCACCAAUCCGCUGUCCAAUCUGGAGUCGAAGAUGGGUGGGACGCCCUCCGUAAACCUUCAGUACUUCCCGAACGGUUGUAUGCCGAACAACAUGGGGGGUCCGCAUAGCGGUAUGCCGUCCAAUAUGAAUGCCGCCGGAAUCCCCGGUAUGGGUGCCUCACCCGUCAGAAUGGACGGUCAGUCCAUGAACACUUCCGGCGCCAUGCACCCGUCCAUGAGACCGGUCGGCAACAUGCGACCGCAACCGAACUUGAUGCGGAUGCAGCACAUGGUAGGCGGCGGCGUCUUCCCCGGCGGCUCUAUGGAUUCCGACAAAGUCUUCCCGCCCGACAUGGUGACGCAAAAUAUGUCGAACCAGCCGAAUCCAGGCAUGUACGGCGUAUCCGGUAAUAAGGCCAGUCCGAUGGGAUUGGGACCGCCGCCCGAUGCUACCCAACCCCUACCGCCUAGCAUGGGCGGCGCAACCAGCAAUUUCAAAACCGGCCCAUUCGUCGGCAGCGGACCAAGCAUGUCCGACCCGAAUUAUGCUCAACAGUUUCACAACUUCCAGCAACAGCUUUAUGCCACUGGCACCAGAGGUAGCGGGCCGCCGCAUCCUAAUCUGCAUCCACCGCCGAACUCGCACUCGCAUCAACAAUUUUUCAUGCCGAAGUGAACGUUGCCCGGUAUUGAUCCAUAUCGUAAUGUUGACGAUGACGAGAACGAGAAUGACGACGGGAACAAGGACGAUUUUUACGGUGGCCUUUCAUCCCUCUUUUUCUCUCUUUCUCAAUAUCUCUUUUGCUCUCUUUCUAUCUAUCCAUCUAUCUUUAUCUCUUUCGUCUAUCAGGGAUGUUUCUAUUAAUCACGCGAGAUAGUUCUGGAAGUGUAAACUGUGUUUGCGAUGUUGCAAAGGACAGACAAAGGAAUAAGGAUGAAUAUUGGUGAGCAUCGCUGAGCGUCACCUUCGAAUUCUGACGAUUGACUUGCGAUGAAAAUUCUUGAUUUGUAUGAUAUUUUCGUAUGGUUACGUGAGAUUUUUUAUUUUAUUUUAUUUUAUUUUUUUUUUUAAUUUUUGAACUACGCCGAAUGUUAUGUUUCUAAGUCUGUUAUCUUGACGUGUGUUGGAAGUGUCGUUUUGAGUCUAAAUCUUCCGGAACUAUUUGUAAAUCCUAAAUGUUAACAGAGACGCAUAAAUAUUCUCCCUCGCGUUCGUAUAAAUACUGAUAAUGUACAAUCUGGUUUUCUCCCUUUUUUUUCCGUAGGAGUCGUUACUUCAGAUCGAGGAGCACAUUGUUAGAUUAAGAAAUACGUUAUUACAGCUCGAGUGUAAAAAAAAAAAAUAGGAGGAAGAAAACAAGCGAGAUCUCUCCUCUUUUUUACGCUUUGUUCAUAAAUGGUCGGGGUAAAGUAAUCGUAUACAGAGAAGUGCAUAGUGAGCGAGAGGAUUUUGGUACAUCGGUGCCGUAAUUCAUCCUUCCUUUAUCACUAAAAUACUUAAACACAGUCAAACAAGCUCAAAUUUAUUAUUGUACAUAUAUACCAUAUACAUAUUAUACAUAUUAUAUAUAUUAUAUAUAUACCUGUUGCAACAUAAUCCUUCAAUAUCGCCCGUCCCCAAACGCUCCUUCAUCGAUCCCUAUGACCAACUCUGUGCAUAAUCAUGACUUCUCCCCCUCCCUCCCCCCACCCCCUUUCCCGUAUCCCUACCCGUAGUUUACGAUAUAAGGAAAGAAUUAAUUGAACUAAGAACAAUUAUGUUGUUGAUGAAUGAUUUUUAUUAUAAAUGAAAAAUAAAGAUAUUUACAAGAAGUCAGUACGAUAUUUGAUCGAUAAUCGUUUUGCGAUUCAAGAACGGCCGUCGGAGUUCACGAUAAGUCCGCAUCUGCAAAGACGCGGACGGCUAAUUUUUAAAAAAGCGCUACGUUUUUCAAAGAGUGAGCAGGCUGUUUCUCAACUUACUCAAAUCUGUGAUAGUCAAAGCAAGAGAACGUAUCCUUUCCUUUUGGUCUCUUCCAAAAGAUGCAAAAUACAUAUCUGCUCUGUUUCGGGGAAUGAUUCUUUAAUACUACACUUCACGAUUGUCCACUUAAUGCGAGCAUUAUGCAUAGAUGAAUGAAAGAGAGACGAGGGGGACGACAAAAAAAAAAGAGAAAAAAAAAUACAAGUUAGGUUCCUUCAGGCAACUUGAGCAAUGUGAAGCAGUGACACGGCUACAUCGACAUAGUUACGUUUGUGAUAAAAAGUAAUAGGAAUCUUAGAACACUGCGACGACGGGGCUUGCGCAGAGCGUUGACACCAUCUAUUACAUAGGAGUAAGAUCUUUUUCUACAACGUCAUAUUUAGCUUGUAAAACGAGCUGUGUAUAAUUUCUUCUAUAGAUUCAUGUUGGAAUUAUAUCAAUCUCGUAUCUCGCUAGCGAAACAUACUACUUGCGCCGAAGUAGUUUUUCAUAAACUCUGCAAUCGUUAGAACAACGAUAUUACCCGCGCAAAUAGGAGACCUACAAUUCGCUUCCUUAGGAUCAACGAAGCUAUGAGCUCAAUUAUAAAUGUAAAGCUUAUUGUUAGUCGACUUCCCUUUGUAAUAAGUCUUCACACAUUAUCGGCCACUUUAUAUCCAAAGGUGCAUUACUAAAUUACUAAAAACUU